AUGAAGAUUCUUACAAAGGAAGAGGAGCAAGCUCACUACAACGAGACGCUCAAGGGUGGUGCUGUUGGUGGUACGGUCGGACUAGCUCUCGGCGUUGGAGGAGUCUUCGCAGCCGCAGCACGAUACCCUGCCUUUCGACAAUUGACCCUCCCUCUCCGAGCCUUCUUAUGUACAUCGAGCGCUACAUUUGGCGCAAUCGUAACAGCCGACCGAUUCUCCCGCUCCUUCGAAGCCUCCCGCCACCCCGAUGAAGGCUACCAAGAUGAGGCGGCCCGCAUGCGCGCCGAACAAGAAGCGAAAAAGUCAUCCUUCGAGCGCUUCAUGGAUUUGGGCAAAGAAUACCGCUAUCCCAUCGUCGGCACGUCAUGGGUCUUAGGCAUGGGUAUCGCGCUAGGCGUGGUCGGUCGAUCACCAUAUCUGUCGACGCAGCAGAAAAUAGUGCAGGCUAGGGUGUACGCGCAGACGAUAACGAUAGCGGUGCUGUGCGCUACGGCGGUGUUUGAGGUGGGUGAUAGGGGGAAAGGGGAGGGGAGAUGGGAGACGGUGAAGAUUGUGGAUCCGAAUGAUCCUACGCAUAAGCAUCUUAUCGAUAAAAAGAUUCAUCAUGAGAGAUAUGAAGGGGAGGAUCAGUGGAGAGAUAUGGUUGAGGCAGAGGAAAGGAAGAUGAAAGAGAGGGAAGCGGCAGCGCAUGAGCAGGAGAAGCAGCAUCACAAACAGCAUGCGAAGAAGAAGCCGGAGCACGAGGAGGAGAAGAACAAUGAGAAGAAAGGAGGCGGAGACAAGAAGUGA
This is a messenger RNA of Letharia columbiana, 789 nucleotides long. RefSeq lists its product as uncharacterized. Gene Ontology annotation, biological process: mitochondrial respiratory chain complex IV assembly. Gene Ontology annotation, cellular component: mitochondrial inner membrane. The transcript has 4 exons. The record is from RefSeq and is a predicted model, not a curated record. Bases 1 to 789 code for a protein of 262 amino acids. NCBI's taxonomy places the organism in Eukaryota, Fungi, Ascomycota, Lecanoromycetes, Lecanorales, Parmeliaceae.